Gambusia affinis (western mosquitofish) is the source of this 6978-nucleotide messenger RNA. RefSeq names its product protein tyrosine kinase 2aa (gene ptk2aa). Bases 3468 to 5732 code for a protein of 754 amino acids. The record is from RefSeq and is a predicted model, not a curated record. Gene Ontology annotation, biological process: signal complex assembly; protein phosphorylation. NCBI's taxonomy places the organism in Eukaryota, Metazoa, Chordata, Actinopteri, Cyprinodontiformes, Poeciliidae. Gene Ontology annotation, molecular function: ATP binding; protein tyrosine kinase activity. The transcript has 30 exons. Gene Ontology annotation, cellular component: cytoskeleton; focal adhesion.
AGCUUGAACCAGUGUCGCAACUUGGUGUUUUAAUAUUUUUUUUCCCAGUGAAAUGAAAAACUCCCCUCAAACCUACAGGAAACAUGCCAGAUUAACAGAUGUUACCAGCUUCUAAUAUAUCCAAAUAAAAAAAUUUUUUAAAGCCCUAAUACAUUACUUUAACUCAAGGAUUUACUGCCUUUGUCUCGGCAGCAGGAAUGAAUAAUUUAAAAUCUAACAGUGAGGGUUUGAACUUGGAUAGCUGAAAGAUAAUGAUGAUCAAAUUGAAACAAUAAAAAGUGUUUUGCAACUCAUUGGGCACAAAGCUUCUCCCUGGAGGUUCGGGGUAGCACCAGCAAUGCCCCUUCAUUACCAGGGCUGUUUUUUGGGGUAAAUAUCUACCUGAACAAUCUGCCUUUACCCCAGUAUGAUCAGUAGAAACAGAGGGGACUUAUUAAUGGCCCCAACACAUCUACUCUGGUAGUUCCUGCAGUUAAAAAGCACCUUAAUUACUUCACUCUUGACUCCCAGCAGCUGGUGUCACAAUUCUCCAUCUGUUCGAUUAGAGUAGGUCAGUUUCUACUGCAUGACGCUGCUUCUACAGGAUCCCUCUUAAAUAAAGAAAGUUUCCAGAUCGUAACAUGUGGUAUUUGAUGUCUUGUCAAACCUCGGCUGCUCCUGUAAGAAAAAAAAUAUAGAAAUAAAAAGUAAGUCACUAAAAUUCAAACUUCUUUCAAGCGUUAGUUGCAUGGAAAUUUGGACAGGGGAUGAAGGUGUUUUUGUUUCUUUACUUUUGAAGACGGUGGUGGUCAUGUUCACUACCAUGGAAUAGAAGACGUGUAUUUGUGUGUGUAUUUUGCACGCUGAAAGGUGGCAGUGAUAAAUUUACGGCACGUGUUUAUGGGGGGAUCUUUGUGCGUCUGCGUGUCUCUCGGUAUUAAAGUCUCAGUGACCCGAAAAGGUCCUGAUGUCAGCAGGCGGGCAGACAGAUGCUCUGCAGAGGGAGACGGAGUCUGUGAUGGUACACGCUCGUGUAUGUAUGCACGUUGUGUGUGUGUGACCUUUGGGUCAUGGUUAAACCCACUCAUUCACCCCAACAAUGAGGAGGAAGGGGGAGAUGCUUCUCCCCUGUUCACUCCCUCUUCUGCCAGUCCAGCAGGGCUGACUCUCCUCUCAUCACCUGCCUUCCUUCUUUACCUUCUUUGUCUUCUUGUUUUCUAAAAAUGGCCUCCAUUUUCUCCCAUUAAGUCUGUUUCUUUAAAUCAUAAAGUUGCGUCAAUUUAUCAGUUUGCAAAUUGAUGAAUAUGGCAUUAUUCAACAUGUCUGAAUAAAUCUUGUAUGCAUCCAAUACAAUCAACAAACCGAAUGACCUGUUAAUCGUUGCUUCUAAUACUUCUGAUCAUAUUAUCAGUGUAAGGCAGGUGAACCGAUUCUGGUAGACUUUGACUAAACUGACAUUUGUGCUGCUUUUUAAAAUUCACACAUGUUCACACGUGUGAAUGUGUGUGGGGGUCAGAACAGGGAGGGAGCGCAGCUGUCAUUUACGUUUCUGUCGUUCACUCUGCCGAAAGGGAACCGUGGUCAUUUAAUGAGAUUAUUCUCCCUCAAUAGACUCUGCUCACACACACGCACAAACACACACAUUCAGCCCGGAGCAGAUGGCUGCGGUAGUAAACAGUAACUUAUGUUAGCUGUUAUAAAGAGCCGAGUCUGUUCAUUGGUAUCGACAGCAGGUUUAGUGAAAAUGGCCCCUCGAGAUCAAAGUUUGAAGCAGCCGCAGCUUGAUUUGAAAAGCUUGUCACUUUCGCCGGAUGAAUAGCAUGUUGAAAUACCGUCUCAUGGUGUUAAAGUGGCUUCAUUAGAUUGUUCGUUUAUUGUCAUAGAGCCUUAAUAGUAAAAUACCGGCCCUAUUGCCUUAUGUUUUAAAGUAAACUAAGAGAUGGGCCGUUUGAUGAUGGAAGGUGGUGAGGAUUUAGAAUAUGCUGACAACCCACUGCAACUUUCUGAAUCAGUUUUUCACAAGGAAAGAGAGACUGUGUUGACAUUUGCAGCUUUUUCAAAAGGGAACAUUUCUGUAGCUUCACAACUAAUAGCAGCUGUUUGGUUUUGCAGAAAAUAUUUGUGAAUAAAUGACAGAUGUUUCUAGAAUGUUUAAAAACUGUUGAAUUAACUAAUUGAUCACAGUAGAUCUGGAGAAUUGUUUGCUUUAAGUUUGUGCAUAUUCACUAUAUGUUUGAAUAUUUUUAUUCAAAAGUCUGUGUUUCCUUAUAAAAACAGAAAUUGGAAAAUGUAAAAAAAGAAAAGAAGUGAUUGUUAGCGCACCCUUUAUUGCUGCAGCUAUAACUUUAUAUCAGAAUUUCUACAAAACCUGGAAGUUUGGGAUCACCGGCAAGUUUAAUCUGGAAUUUGACUUCUUUGUUUUCCGUAUGUGAAUCAUUAUGAAAAAAAAGAAACAUGUAACAUGUAACUCAUAAAUAUUUGAGCUUUUGCUUCAUUCCUUUUUCAUGAUCAAAAAGAUAAAAAUCUAAAUUUAUGAAAAAUAAAGCCUCUCAUCUAUCUUUGACUGAUUAUCAAUAACUCAAAUGGUCAAAUUUGUUGGAUAAAAACUCAAAUCGGAAAUUGAACUUAUUUAAAAAAUAUCAGUUUCUGCUUUUUUAGCCUAGAUAAUCUCUUAAAAAUUAGAAGGAUAAAUAAAAAACAUUGAAAUUUCUUUUUUUUCCCCUAACAUUAAUUCAUGCAAACAAAAUUUAAGGUAUUAAGGGCUAAAAUAUGCCAUUUAAAAAAUCUGUAUUUGUCCAGGUUAACCCAGAUUUGACUAAUCUGAAUGUGAGCGAACUGCUGAAGAUGCUGAAACUGAACUAUUCUAAGGUAGUAGAGAUGGGAAGAAAGAAGUGGAAAAUAAGUACAGUUUCUAUAACAUGUAGAAACUAAAACCCAGCUUGCUGUCGUGAUCUAUGUUUUUCUGUAUGUUUAUUUCUAGUUUCCUGUGUGUCUGAGUCUCUGUGUUGUCCUGUCGCCCCGUGAUUAGUCCCCAGGUGUAUCUCGUUCCCUGAUUUCCUCUUGUGUAUUUAGUGUCACCUGUGUGUGUCUGUCUUCGUCGGGUCCUACGUCAUUGUACGUCUGUGUCAGGUCUUGCUACGUCUUCGAUUGUCGAGUCCUCGUAAUUGCCUGUUGCUACCUGUGUUGAGCAUUAGCCCUCCGCUCAGCAGUGCUGCCAGGCUAAAACCCUCCGGAAGCUAAUCCAGCAAACAUUCAAGCAGGUGGCCAAUCUCAACGACGAGCAGUGCAUCCUCAAGUUCCUGGAGAUACUCGCACCGAUUUACCGCUACGACAAAGAGUUCUUUAAAUGUGCCCUGGGGUCCAGCUGGGUGAUUCAGGUAGAGUUAGCCAUCGGGCCAGAAGAAGGCAUCAGUUACCUCACUGAUAAGGGAUCAACGCCAACACAUUUAGCAAACUUUAACCAAGUCCAGUCCAUCCAGUACUCAGCUAUGGAGGAGAAAGACAGGAAAGGCAUGCUACAGCUAAAUGUAGCCGGAGCUGCUGAGCCUCUCACAGUUACAACAGCGUCGCUCACCACGGCGGAAAACUUGGCUGAUUUGAUUGAUGGUUACUGUCGGCUCGUCUCCAUGGAAACGCACUCGUUCAUUGUCAGAGUACAGAAAGAGGGAGAGAGAGCUCUGCCUUCCAUCCCAAAAGUUUCCAACAAUGAUAAAAAGUUAGAGGCAGUCCGGAGCGGCGUGAGAGCGAUCUCUGUUUCUGAAACCUAUUGCUGGAGACUCAUUGUCUUGGAAAAAAUAGUUCAAGAAGACCUUAGCGGGGACGAGACCGACGACUAUGCAGAGAUAGUUGAUGAAGAGGAUACGUACACCAUGCCCUCAAUGAGCUAUGGAGUAGUUGAAGCACGGGAUUAUGAGAUCCAGAGAGACAGAAUAGAGUUGGGUCGCUGCAUCGGAGAGGGUCAGUUUGGUGACGUUCACCAAGGAGUCUACAACUGCCCGGACAAGCUGCCUCUACCUGUUGCCAUCAAAACCUGCAAAAACUGCACCACAGACAGCGUCAGAGAGAAGUUCCUUCAAGAAGCCUUAACGAUGCGUCAGUUCGACCACCCUCACAUCGUUAAACUGAUCGGCGUGAUCACAGAGAACCCGGUGUGGAUCAUCAUGGAGCUCUGCACGCUCGGAGAGCUGCGGUCGUUCCUUCAGGUGAAGAAGUACAGCCUGGACUUGGCCACCCUCAUUCUGUUUUCCUACCAGCUCAGUACAGCGCUGGCCUACCUGGAGAGCAAACGCUUUGUGCACAGAGACAUUGCAGCACGUAAUGUGUUGGUCUCGUCUGUGGACUGCGUGAUGCUCGGAGACUUUGGUCUGUCUCGAUACAUGGAGGACAGCUCUUACUACAAAGCUUCUAAAGGUAAACUUCCUAUUAAAUGGAUGGCACCAGAAUCGAUCAACUUCAGGAGAUUCACCUCUGCUAGUGACGUUUGGAUGUUUGGAGUGUGUAUGUGGGAGAUUUUAAUGUACGGCAUCAAGCCCUUCCAGGGGGUGAAGAACAACGACGUGAUUGGCAGGAUAGAAAACGGGGAGCGGCUGGCCAUGCCUCCCCAGUGUCCACCCACCCUCUACAGCCUGAUGACCAAAUGUUGGUCGUACGACCCCAGCAAGAGGCCACGCUUCACUGAACUCAAAACACAACUCAGCGCUAUACUGGAGGAGGAGAAGGGUAUACAAGAGGAGAGACUGAGGGAGGAGAUGAGGAGGCAGGUCACCGUUUCCUGGGACUCUGGAGGUUCAGAUGAAGCUCCACCUAAACCCAGUCGACCAGGCUAUCCCAGUCCUCGCAUCAGUGGAAGCUUCUUUUCCACCUCGCAACACAAUCCCUUCCAGCCGUCGCCUGGUGGUGUUGGAGGAGUAGGAGGCAGCUAUUCCCCUCCUGACUCGUGGAAUCAGCUCAGACCUGAACAUGCAACACUGUGGAACCCAAAUAUGGAGGAGAGACUGGAUGUGAACCAGGCUCUGAUGGAGGAGACGCUGAUAAAGCAGCAGCAGGAGAUGGAGGAAGACCAGCGGUGGCUGGAGCAGGAGGAGAGCCACAUGAAACCAGAGUCCAGGAACAGCAGAGGCAGCAUCGACAGAGAAGACGGCACUUUGCAGGCUCCGGGAGGAAGUCAACAUAUCUACCAGCCUGUCGGGAAACCAGAGCAUGUAGCCCCUCCCAAGAAGCCGCCCCGCCCUGGAGCUCCCCUCACCAACCUGGCCAAUCUGAGCCCAGUGGACAGCUACAACGACGGAGUCAAGCCGUGGAGGCUCCAUCCCCAGGAGAUCAGCCCACCCCCCACUGCCAACUUGGACCGCUCGAACGACAAAGUGUAUGAGAAUGUGACGGGGCUGGUUAAAGCCGUGAUUGAAAUGUCCAACAGGAUCCAGCCUGCUGCGCCAGAGGAGUACGUCCCCAUGGUCAAGGAUGUUGGUCUGGCUCUGAGGACUCUCCUGGCAACGGUGGAUGAAACGAUUCCUGUGCUGCCAGCCAGCACACACAGAGAGAUUGAAAUGGCCCAAAAGCUGCUGAAUUCUGACUUGGCCGAGUUAAUAUCAAAGAUGAAGCUGGCACAACAAUACGUCAUGACGAGUUUACAAAAGGACUACAAGAAACAGAUGCUAAUGGCAGCUCACGCUCUGGCGGUCGAUGCCAAGAACCUGCUGGACGUCAUCGACCAAUCACGACUCAAGAUGAUCAGCCAGAUCCGCCCACAGUAGUCCUGGAUCCAGGCUGUGGGGGCCAGCAGAUCCGUACCCGGACUGUUUGUUGGAUGUCUGCGAUGGAUAGAUGAAAACAAGGGACAGAUGUGUGACAUGACUGAAACAAUCAGCCCUCAUUUUCUCCUCUGAAAAACAUCCACCGCUUCCCUUCUUUCUGGAAACACUUGCAUUUUGGUCCAUUUUAGUAUUUUCUACAUUGUUUGCUCGUGUAUCCAGAGAAACACUAUCACCGAUCAGAAAACUUACGAAUACAGAGAAAAACAAAGGAUUUGAAGGACGUCACAAAAAAAGUGAAACUGAAGCCAUGUUGAAAAGGACAAUGAAGAUGUUUUAUAAUAUUUUAAAUGUGCUUUUGUAACUAUAUUGUUGUUGUCAUCUGCCUUGAUCAUUGCAGUAUGUCCGUUAGAUCUCCAGUCUUCCCUUUGAACAAUAUAUGAGUAAUUAUUUACAGUAGAGCUGCCCACUAAAGUCAUAACAUCUCAUUCCCCCCGCCUCUAAAGAUCACUUUAUCUCAGGUGGCAUGACAGAUGGUUUGUUUUUCUUUUUUACAGCAACAGUUUUUGUUUUUUUUCUUAGCGGAAAAAAAUCGAAAACUGCUACCUUACACUGUUUAACUUAACAUAAAUAUUAAUAUACAAAAAAGGUUUAUAUUUAACAUAAAUCUGAGUUAUGAACUGUAAGGAAACAUGGAGAGAGAAGACUGAGGGCAGAGCGGAGGGGACAAACAGAGAAGAGACUUCAGGACUUCCUGAACCACAUGUUUGCGAUUUGACUGACUAGGGCCGCGUCAUUUUCAAGCCUUGAUGAUGUUAAGAAUUUCAAACAGACUAAAAUGAUCUACAGUCCUCUCACUAACAUGAAGUAUGCAUCGUUAAAUCAAUAAAAUACCGUUUUUUUGUUUUUUUUUAUGUAGCAGAAAUGUUUCCAGUUUUGGAAAAACUGCUUUUCUCAACAUGAAUCAUUAUUAUUAUAACUGGCUAGAGAGCGUAACUAAAAAUACGAUGUUGUAAAAAGAAAAUCCCCUCAUGGUUGUGCUGUUUCUCUCCCUCUCCACGCAAGAGUUGUUUUUGUCUCUUUCUCUUGUUUUGCAUCUUUAUUUCUCUGUUACCUUUCCAGUUCUUUAGUUCCUCCUUCCUCAUUUCUUCCCUCUCACCUGUGCUGAGCAGUUUUCUCAGGAAGGAGACACUUGUAUAGUUGCUAAACUAAGCAAAUAAAACACUAUUAUUAUUAUUAUUAUUAUUAU